GUCACGCUUCUUCCAAAACAAAAAAAAUGGUGUGCGAUUGUGAUUUUUGUCGUCCAAAAAGUGCCGUAUAAAAAUGUUUUAAGUUAACCCCACCAAACCCGGCCAUGCACAUAGAAGCAAAGUAACGAAAUUUGACUCCAUAAUCGACAAAUAUCACACAAAACCAUACGAAUCCUGCACAUUAAAGCCAACCAUUUUUUUUAACCAGUGUGUCGUAUUGCCGUUGUAUUAGUGCCUGGCUGCGUGUGUGUGCGUGCGUGUGCUCCGCGAAAUCGAGAAUAGAAAGAUGUGUGUGCUCCGGUAGUGGUAGUGGCGAGCUAUAAGCGUGAAAUUAACACACCACAAGAAAAAACGCGAAUCGAAAUUCAAUAAUCAAAACUAAGCCGCCGCCAGCUAACCUCCUCCUACUCCCCCCUCCCCCCCAGAGUCAAAUAAAACAGCCAACAAAAUGCAACCCUCACCGCUGCAUUACUCAACGAUGCGGCCGCAGGCUCCCGGAUCGCUGGUCGAUCCCUAUGAGGAUGAGCUUCGCAUGGCGCCCUGGUAUUGGGGGCCCAUCACCCGGGAGGAGGCAAAGAACAUACUGCACGGUAUGCCCGAUGGCAGCUUCCUGGUGCGCGAUGCGCUCUCCAAAAAGGGAGAGUACACACUGACGCUGAUGAAGGACGGGAACGAGAAGCUGAUCAAGAUCUGUCACAUCAAUGGCAUGUACGGGUUCAUUGAGAAGAAACUGUUCAAUUCGGUGGUGGAAAUGGUGAACUUUUACAAGGCCAACUCCCUGAAUAUGUACAACAAGACGCUGGACAUAAUGCUGAGCCAUCCGAUUGUGCGAACGUACGAGGAGGAUGAUGCCCAUCCGCACGGGGAUCUGGGGAUGCUGAGCAACGAGUUUAUACGCACCGCGCAGAUGCUGCAGCAGCUGGAGCAGAGCCUCGACCAGAAGAAGAACUCCUUCAAUGCCAUUCGCGAGGAGCUGCAGGAGAAGAAGCUGCAUCAGGGCGUGUUUGGGAAUGCCGAAAAGAUAUUUCGCGAUCAAAUCAAACUCAACGAAUCGGUGAUGAAGACACCCGCCGGCGAGGGCGGUGCACCGGAAAGCGGAGGAGCAUGCCCGCUCGGCUCAGCCGCUGGUACGGCUGGCCCCUCCGCCUCGGCGUGCAGCAACAAUGCCAAUACCCGACAGAGCCUCCAGGAGAACCAGGCCCAUCUCCUGGCCCUGCUCGAAGCCAUCCAGGAGAAGAUGCAGCAGCUGAACCACUAUAUGGAGAGCAAGAAGAAGGAGGAGCUGCUGCUCGAGCGACAGAUCAAUGCCACCAAGCCGGAGCUGCAGAUGCUGCAGUUGCGCAAGGACAAAUACAUUGAGCGCCUGAAAGGAUUCAAUCUCACGGAAGACGAUCUGAAUGCCAUACUGGAGAUGGGUUUCGCGAAUUGGCGGCAACAGUACGAGAAUGUCUUGAAUCUGCCACACAGAAACGAGACCUACUGGUUCCUGAAGGAUGCCACGCGUCGUGAUGCCGAGGAGCUGCUUCGUGGCGCACCUUCUGGCACCUUCCUGAUCCGUGUGCGCAAUGCCGGCCACUAUGCGCUGUCGAUUGUGUGCAAGGGCAAUGUUCAGCAUUGCAUCAUCUAUGAGACGGAGAGUGGCUUUGGCUUUGCGGCACCCUACAACAUUUAUCCCACGCUGAAGAAGCUCGUGGAGCACUAUGCGACCAAUUCGCUGGAGGAGCACAACGAUACGCUGACCACGACGCUGCGACUGCCUGUGUACUACUGGGAGCAGAACAGGGCACAGAUUCUCGAGGAGUUGGAGAUGGAGCGGGAGCAGGAGGCAGCGGCAUCGUCACAGACAUCGCUGGGCAGCAGCAGUGCGCCCAUACCGACGCCCAGGGUACGUUCCGAUCAGGAUCAGGUGGAUGGUGGUGAGACUGAGACGCCACCGGCCUCCAUUUCGCCAUCAAACUUCAGCACAUCGCAGUAGGCAUGCCCCUUAAAAUCUCUCCCGCCCUCCCUUCCCCACACACACACACACAUUUACCUCCCUCACAGGCUAGCUAUCGUUUCUAUUGUAUCUAAAUCUAUCAUUCUCUCUCUCUCUCUCUAACCUCUCGCGCUCCGCUCUAAAGCUAUAUAUCUCUCUAUCUCUAUGUGUAUAUACGAUAUAUACAUCAUCUAUAAUAUAUAUAUAUAUAUUCGUAUAUGAAUAUUUUGUUGUCGUGUGAUGGAUGGAUGGCGUUGCAGUCCAACUGCUUCGGGGACCAUCCGCAAACAAAGAGAAAACCCAGGCUCCAGAAAAGUAGUUACAGUGUUUUGGUGAUCAUAUAGAUGUUGUUUAAACUAUAGACAUAUAUGUAUAUAUAUGCAAUAUAUAAAUAUAUGUGUGUAUGUAUGUGUGUAAGCCGCAAAGGCUUGCUAGAAGCCCUUAAAAGCCACAAAGGAAAUCCACACUUUUUAUAUGCAUAAAUAAAAUACAUAAAUAUGUAUGUACAUAUGUCGAUAUAUGGUAUAUAUGUACAUAUAUUUGUGUAUCCUUUUUUUGUAAUACUGCAUUUCGCGUGAUAAUUGAUAAGUCAAGCAUCUGUUGUAUCUGUUGUAAGCCCCUGCCCCACACCCUUUCCUGCUCCUUUAAUUAUAUUGUUAUCACGCUGCGCGUUGUCGUCAUCAUCGAGUGGGAGGGUUAAUAUAUAUAUUUAUAUAGUGUAUAGUAUAUAUGUAUGUAGGGGAGGGGUAGCCCUCUGAAGAAAUUCUACGAUAGUUCUUCAAACCAUUUUGUUUCGUGUGUUCAUGUAAAUAUAUAUAAAGUACUUGCGGAAACAAAGGGGAAACACACACCCACACACAGAGAAAUUUGUGAAUUCAGGUUAAGGUUUUGAUAACCAUACAGCCCCUGCCCCCUCUCUCCUGCACCUCACACACACACACACACAGCCUGUGCCCGCACUGGGCCGUGGCUCUAAUAUUUGUUGUUAUACUUAUUAUGAUUGAUUUUGAUGUAGUUUUAAGUCAAAUGUACGUAUGUUUAAACGAUGUGAUCACUCGAUUGUUGCUAAAAUAGUAAUUUCCUUUAAACAAUAUUGAAAAAAUAUAUCUAUAAUAUUUUUUUUUUACAAUUAAGAACCCACACAAAUACACAGAAACAGAUUGGCAAAACAAAGAAAAGAAUUAAUGUACAAAAGGAAUUCAACCCGAGAACAACAACUACAAAAAAAUAAGUGCAAUUGGCAAAAAAAAACGCUAUUACGAGUUCUUUUAAACAACUUUUUAUUAAAAGAUAGAUUUAUGUUUGAGUGCAAUUUCCGUUAUGUCCAACAGAUAUAUUCUCACACACACACACAAUAUUGAGUGCAAUUUCUUUAUAUGAUAUCGAUAAUUAUAUAGCCCCCCCCUCCCGUUGUUGUUCCCAUUUUGUUCUCUUGUGCCAGCCUUAAUGUUCGUUCGAGCUCGAUCACCUCUUUCGUGCUUCCUGUUAUGCAUUCUCCUUUGGCUUCGCUUUCGAAAUCGAAUCGAAUCGAUCAUACAUUCUCCCCUUGGCUAAUCGAAAUCGUAAUCGAAUCGAUCACACACCCACACACACACACGCGAGCGUCUUUCAAAUAUUUCUCUUUAUAAUAUAUAAAUUAACAAUUAUUCUCCACAUACUUUAUGCCUAUAUGUAACUCCUAAUUUACGUUUAAUUUAUUUAACUUGUAAUUUGUGUGUUUCAUACAAUUUUGCUUAAAUUCUAUGAGAUUUCGGCGGAUCGGAUCUCGUACGUUGUAGUAUUUUUAAGUUUUAAAAUUAAUUCUCCAUUUUUUAAAUUGCGUUUCAACAAAACAAAAGAAAACAAAAAAAAAAGAGAAAAAACCAAUACGUAGAAGAACCAGAUUAAAUGUAUUCUAAAAUAUGAUUGAUGCGCAAUCAAUCAUGCUGAUAAAUGAUGAUGACGUUUUUUUGCCAUACCCUCAAUGUUAGAUGGAAAUAUUUGUGUAUUUUGUGAAUUUUUGUUGUUGCUUGGUUUGUGAUUUCCAUCCUCUGACCUCUGUCUCUGCGAUUUUCACUGGUCUGCACUUUUGGCGCAGACCGGAACCAGAACAGAACAGAGGAGGAAUAUAAACUUGAAAGUAAAAGAGAAAGAAAGGAGAGAAGAAACGAAACGAAACAAAACGAAGAAGAGAAAUGAGAUGAUGAAGAAAACAAAUGAUAAAAACUAAAUGUGAAACGAAUUGCAAAUUUGUUGUAUUUUUUUAUAUGAAUAUAUACUGAUAUAUAGAUAUAUAUAUAUAUGAUAUGAUGUAUCUGUACGAGUAUAACCCGCAUACAUGCCCAUUAAAUAUGUAUGCUAUUAGAAUGCUAUAUGUUGUAGUUCAUAAGAUAUAUGUUGUAGAUCUUUAAGCGCUAACAGCAACAACCACAACAACAACAACCACAACAACAACCAAUUUUUGUAGUAGUUU
Messenger RNA from Drosophila subobscura, 4427 nucleotides. RefSeq names its product phosphatidylinositol 3-kinase regulatory subunit gamma (gene Pi3K21B). Gene Ontology annotation, cellular component: phosphatidylinositol 3-kinase complex. The transcript has 3 exons. The record is from RefSeq and is a predicted model, not a curated record. Gene Ontology annotation, biological process: insulin receptor signaling pathway; phosphatidylinositol phosphate biosynthetic process. Bases 449 to 1975 code for a protein of 508 amino acids. Gene Ontology annotation, molecular function: 1-phosphatidylinositol-3-kinase regulator activity. NCBI's taxonomy places the organism in Eukaryota, Metazoa, Arthropoda, Insecta, Diptera, Drosophilidae.